AUGGGAAGGGUUAAUGGUAGGGGUUUACCCAAGUCCCUAAUUAGUGAGAGACCUCGGCCUAGACUGCUGGAUGAAGACAGGCCUCGCCUCAGGCCUGAGAUGAUGGGCAACAUGCCCAUGCAGAAGAUCUUCAUGACCAAUGAGAACCAGGAGCAGGUGAAAGAGCUGCUGAGAGAGCUGCAGACCCAGGACUACGACGACGAGCCCUAUGAGUGAGUGUUCUCAAAACAUACUGUGAGAGACUGUAUACUGGGGUGCCUUCAGAACACUGGGGUGCCUUCAGAACACUGGGGUGCCUUCAGAACACUGGGGUGCCUUCAGAACACUGGGGUGCCUUCAGAACACUGGGCUGCCUUCAGAACACUGGGCUGCCUUCAGAACACUGGGCUGCCUUCAGAACACUGGGCUGCCUUCAGAACACUGGGGUGCCUUUAGAACACUGGGGGACUGUAUAAUAUUAGAAUAAUUGGUUUGUGUUCAGGGAUGGUGUUUUCUUCUCUGCAGAGAUUUGUUUAGUUGCACUGGGAUGUAUCAGGCGUCACUCACCUUGACCUGAACGGACUAAUAACAUCACAUGAUCUUAACCCACCUGUCCUUUCUCAGUGAAGAAGAGGAGUACGAUGAAGAGGAGGAGUAUGAUGAGCUGGAUUACCGGGCAGAAGGGCAGUUCUGGAACACCCAUGAUGAGCCUGUUGAGAGUGCAGAGAGCCCCGUCUAUGAUCCUGACUCUGAGGAUGAACGGCGGCCCACUCCCGAGCCAGUCAUAGGACUGUUUGCCAUAGGAAAGCUCUGCAGGUAUCAAUAGCACUUAGAUUCAGACUUAACCGUCUGUACCCACCUCAGCUCUAAUGAUGUCAGGAUGGGAUAUUUAGUGACACGUUUAAAUUGUUUAGGAAGGGGGUUGCUUCCAGUCGUUUUGAUGAAUGUGUCAUGUGCUUUGUCUUGAUGUGUCAUUUCUAACCCCCCUCUCUCUGCGUUGUGUGUAGGUAUGGUUUCGACCGGGAGCGCAGCAAGCAGGCCCUGGAGACAGGUGUUGGGGAGGUGGGAGCCACCAUGGAACAGCUGCUCCUCCAGGUCUUCUCCGAGCGCUACGGCCCCAAAGCAGUCUCCCCCGAUGGCCUCCAGGGGGCACCCAUGGACGAGUGCCUCACCCAGAGACAGGAGGAGGCCCUGGCCCUCACCGCCAUCUACGGCGACCGCUUCACCGAGCGCAUCGCCAACAGCGUGUGGACUGUCACUUUGGACCCCGACUUCCUGGCCGACAUUGCGGGAGGAAAACAGAAAGCAUCCGCUCGCACCGUCAGCCCCGUUCACAUUAUGGGCGUCUGCAGCUUCUACCUAAAGGGUGCCGGCUGCAAGUUUGGAGCCAAGUGCAAGUAUAAGCACCAGAUUCCCACCAAGGGGACAGCUUCGGGCCCUCAAGACCCUGUGGGAGCCAGCCAACCUGGGUUCAGCAGCUACUCCUCUCCAGAGUACGAGCUGGAGGUCCGCUUCCCCAAAGGGAACCGCUAUCCCUUCCAGGCCCCUGUCGUGGCCUUCAGCACUAACGAUGAGACAAUAGGGGCCGCAGCGAGGCUGAGUGUCACCGAGUAUCUUUUUGGGGAGGCCUUGGCUGCAGCGAAGGAGGGGGAGCCCGUGGUCUACACCCUGAUCACAUGCUGCGAGGACGAGGCCACCAUGAAGGAGCUGCUGUCAGUCACCCAUCAUAAAUACAGCUCCCUGCCCCCUGUGGUAGUGGCUCCACCCCCCGCUGCUGUUGCCAUGACGAAGAGCAAGAGUGGGAGGAGCAACACGGCAUCACACGUGGAAAGCAAGAGUAGUACGAACACCAACAGAACUGCCCCAACUAACAACAGCACCGACAACUGCAGAACUGCCCCAACUAACAACAGCACCGCCAACAGCAGACCUGCCCCAACAAACAGCACCGCCAACAGCAGACCUGCCCCAACUAACAACAGCACCAGAACUAUUCCCACUAACAACAGAACCAGCAGCCACAUCACACAGCAGGCCACAGAAGACUUGGAGGAGGAGGAGGAGGAGGAGGAGGAGGAGGAAGAAGUGGUUGUUCCUGAGACCGAGAGCUAUGUCAACCUGAGGAAGAAGAUGGUGAAGAGGCAUGAAGAGAGGUCAGAGAGCCGGCAACAGGAGAACGCCAAACUGUGUCGAGAGUUCAGGACAAAACAGGUAGAGUAGAGAACGUACUUCCUUCUGGGCUGUUACCACAUUACAGGAGGGACAUUUAAACAGCCUGUAUUAUGCUAUUUAGCUCCAUCAAUUGGUGGUAUGGGAGACUUGUGAUUUAUCAGUCCUGUCCAAUACUAGUCAUGCCCAUAACUGUACGCCUAAAAACAUGUAGUCAUGAAAAAGCUCUCUCCCUAAUGAUGAUAUGUGAAUGUCUGUUCUGUUUGCUCCAUCUAAUCCUCGGUUACUGUUCCUUUCUCUGCCAGUCAUCCAGGCGCUUCACCUCCAUGCUGCAGCAGAGAAAGAAGCUGCCUGCCUGGAAUGAGAAGGAGAACAUCCUGGACCUGCUGGACAACUGCCAGGUGCUUGUGGUCAGUGGCAUGACUGGGUGAGUCAGAGAGACAUGCCUGAGUACACUGCAGCGCAGCACACUGUGGCCACUAUGGAAUGUUUCUACCACCAUUUACAAUAUUUGCAUAAUUUCUUUGCCUUUGCAUCAUCAAUCUGGAAAGUAAAAUCUAGUAAUUAGUUAUAGACAAUUGUUUGUGUGGAAUGCCACAGAUGUUACUAGAGAUGUUGCAUUUUGCUGUGUUCUAUGUUUGUUCUAUAUUUAACUUGGUGUUAAUAUCUGGUGUCUUUGUGGUGGUCUUCUACAGGUGUGGUAAGACCACCCAGAUCCCUCAGUUCAUUCUGGAUGCAUCUCUGAGUGGGCCUGCAAACCAGGUGGCUAACAUCAUAUGUACCCAGCCCCGCCGUAUCUCUGCCAUCUCCGUGGCGGAGAGGGUGGCACAGGAGCGGGCAGAACGCCUUGGUAACUCAGUGGGCUACCAGAUCCGCCUGGAGACCGUCAGGGUCAGUGGAACUCAAUGCUGUACACAUGCUCCCAUGCAUAACCUUGCAUUCUAAUUAAAGCUGUUGUUGAACUUGAAUUACACUUGUUCCCUCUCUCCCAUAUUCCCUCCCUCUCUCCCAUAUUCCCGCCACCUACCCCCCCACCCCCUCUCCCUCUUCUUCUCCCCCUACUUCCCUCACCUCUUCGUCCCCUACUUCCUUCCUUCUCCUGCUCUUCCUCCCCUACUUUCCUUCCCUCCUCUCCCCCCUCCCUACUUCCUUCUCCCCCUCUCUCCCACUUCCUCCUCUCUCCCUAUUCCCUCUACCUACCACCUUCUCUCACCCCCUCCUCUCCCUCCUCCUCGCCUCUCCCCUACUCCCCCUCCCUCUCUCCCACUUCCUUCCCUCCCUCUCUCCCAUAUUCCCUCUACCUACCACCCUCUCUCCCCCCCUCUCUCCCCUCCUCUCUCUCGCUCUUUCUCCCCCUACUUCCCUCCCUCUCUCCUCCCUUCCCUCCCUCCACUCUCCUCCUCCUCCCUAUUCCCUCUACCUAGCCACCCUCCUCCCCCCCCUCUCCCACUCUCUCUCCUUCGCUCUUCUCCCCCUACUUCCCUCCCUCUCUCCCUACUCCUUCCUUCCUCCCUCUCCCCUCCUCUUCUCCCCUCUCCUACUUCCUUCCUUCCUCCCCCCCUCUCCCUACUUCCUUCCUCUCCCUCUCCCCUCUUCCUCCUUCCCUCCCCCUCUCUGUAUUCCCCUCUCCACUUCCUUCUUCCCCUCUCUCCCUACUUCCUUCCUUCCCUCCCCCUCUCCCUACUUCCUUCCUUCCCUCCCCCUCUCCCUACUUCCUUCCUUCCCUCCCCCUCCCCCUCCUCCUCUUCCUCUCUUCCCUCUCCCCUCCUUCCUUCCUUCCCUCUCCCUCUUCCUUCCUUCCUCCUCCUCCUUUCCUUCCUUCCCUCCCCUCUCCCUUCCUUUCCUUCCUCCCCUUCCUCCUCUCUCUUUCCUUCCUUCCCUCCCCCUCUCCUCCUCCUUCCGUCUUCCUCUCCAUCCCCUCCUCCGUCUUCUCUCCUCGCUAUGCCUUUCCUUCUAUCCUUCCAUCUUUCCCUCUUCCUUCCUCCCCUCCCUCCGCCAACUCUCCCUCGCGCUCUCCUCCGCUCUCCCACUUCCCCUGCCCUCCCCUCGAUCCUUCCUCUCCCUCUCCUCCUUCCUUCUCCCUCCUCUCCCUCCUGCCUCCUUCCUCCGCCCCGCUCGCCUGCCUUCCCCCCUGCCCUCCCCUCUCCUUCCUCCCCCCCCCCUUCCGCUUCCUCCUGUUCCUCCCUCCCCUCACACCUUCCUUCCUCUCCCUUCCCUCCCCCCUCCUCACCGUCCUUCCUCCCUCGUCUCCCUCCUAUCCGUCGCCCUCUCCUUCCUCCUCCCUCAUCCGUCCCUCGCCUCACUUCCUUCCCGUCCCCUCCGUACUGCCAUCUCCCCUCCGCUCUCUCCUUCCUUCCCUCCCUCUCUCCCAACUCUCGCUCCUUCUUCCCAUCCCCUCUCCCUCCUCUGUACGUUCCCUCCUCCCCUCCCACUCCGUCCGCCCCCCUAAAUGGGGAUGCCUAGGGCCUCCCGCCCGAAGAAACUCCUCCCUAAUCCUCCUUCCCUCCCUCCUCUCGCCGCUCUUCCGCCCCCGUGCUCCGGCAACACGCCUUCCUCUUCCCUCCCCCGUCCGUCCCCGCCACCCUCCUUCGCGUCCCUACUUCCUCCGUCCUGCGGCACCAGGGCUGGACGCACCACAGGAGUUCUACUGAGGAGGCUGGAGGGGGAGGCAGACCUCACGGGGAUCUCUCAUGUCAUAGUGGACGAGGUGCAUGAGCGCACAGAGGAGAGGUGAGAAAUCACACACAUACACACUGUGAGAUACUCAUUAGUAUGUAUUAGCAUGUAAGUCAACAGCAUACAGACUCGCUCACUAUCAUGCCAGUAGACCCCAUGCUUUUGAACACUCUGUCUCAAUCUUUCUCGCUCUCUCACUCUCUCUCCAUCCCUCUCCCUCAGUGACUUCCUCCUGCUGGUGUUGAAGGAUCUGAUGGUCCAGAGACCAGACCUGAAGAUCAUCCUGAUGAGUGCCACCCUCAACGCUGACCUCUUCUCCCAGUACUACAAUAACUGUAACACCAUCCACAUACCAGGUACUGAUACACACCAUCUACCCCAGCACACACCAUCCACAUAGCAGGUACUGAUACACACCAUCUACCCCAGCACACACCAUCCACAUAGCAGGUACUGAUACACACCAUCUACCCCAGCACACACCAUCCACAUAGCAGGUACUGAUACACACCAUCUACCCCAGCACACACCAUCCAUAUAGCAGGUACUGAUACACACCAUCUACCCCAGCACACACCAUCCACAUAGCAGGUACUGAUACACACCAUCUACCCCAGCACACACCAUCCAUAUACCAGGUACUGAUACACACCAUCUACCCCAGCACACACCAUCCACAUAGCAGGUACUGAUACACACCAUCUACCCCAGCACACACCAUCCACAUAGCAGGUACUGAUACACACCAUCUACCCCAGCACACACCAUCCAUAUACCAGGUACUGAUACACACCAUCUACCCCAGCACACACCAUCCACAUAGCAGGUACUGAUACACACCAUCUACCCCAGCACACACCAUCCACAUAGCAGGUACUGAUACACACCAUCUACCCCAGCACACACCAUCCACAUAGCAGGUACUGAUACACACCAUCUACCCCAGCACACACCAUCCACAUAGCAGGUACUGAUACACACCAUCUACCCCAGCACACAUCCUUCAAGCCUCUUAGCGUAUUUAGGGCAAGGUGAAUAACAAAGUGUAUAGUUAGACCAGUCAGCAGUUACGUCACGAUGAUCUCUUGUGUUUUCCAGGACGCACUUUCCCCGUCGACCAGUUUUUCCUGGAAGAUGCAAUUGCCAAAACCCGGUAAAUAUCACACUCCCAAACCUGAAUUAUUUUACCAUAAACAAAACAAGGAAUUGUUUCUGUUCUUCAGGUUUGUUUGACCUGUACUCUCUCAUCCCAGGUAUGUGAUUGAGGAUGGCAGUCCGUUCAUGCGCUCGGGCAUGGGGAAGGACAAGUCCUCAUCAGGGGGCAGGGGGGGCAGAGGGGGGACCAAAGACCCCGUGGACCAGCUGGGAGACGACAUGUGGUCCUUCAUGAACCUCCAGAAGAAAGACUUCAUUAAAGACUCCAUCCCUGACCAGCAGCUCAGCCUGCAGGAACUCACAGUCCGAUACAAAGGUAAGGCUUCUGUUUAUAAUUCCUGUCCCCUCUGCCUUGUACACCUGUCCCCUCUGCCUUGUACACCUGUCCCCUCUGCCUUGUACACCUGUCCCCUCUGCCUUGUACACCUGUCCCCUCUGCCUUGUACACCUGUCCCCUCUGCCUUGUACACCUGUCCCCUCUGCCUUGUACACCUGUCCCCUCUGCCAUGUACACCUGUCCCCUCUGCCAAGUACACCUGUCCCCUCUGCCAAGUACACCUGUCUCCUCUGCCAUGUACACCUGUCCCCUCUGCCAUGUACACCUGUCCCCUCUGCCAUGUACACCUGUCCCCUCUGCCAUGUACACCUGUCCCCUCUACUAAGUACACCACACUGUCUGAAAUGGCACCCUAUUCCCUAUAUAGUGCACUGCUACUUUUUCUGUCUGGGAGGAGAAAGUUAAUCAGGAUGUUUUUGUUUGUUUAAAGACACCAAGAAGUCUGUCUUGAAGACCAUCUCUGCCAUGGACCUGGAUAAGAUCAACAUGGACCUGGUGGAGAGUGUACUGGAGUAUAUUGUGGAUGGAGACCACAGCUACCCUCCAGGUGAGAGAGCACUACAGACAGAAUGAUUACUAGGAAUGGAUAGUCGCACAGUAAAGGUGUAGCAAUAUGAUUUCACUUUAGGUAACACUUUACCUGAAGUUAUGCUGUACCCGUGUGUUAACACUAACAACAACAUCUCCUUCCCUGUCCUGCUCUGUCUAGGUGCUGUGUUGGUGUUCAUGCCGGGCCUGGCUGAGAUCAAGACGCUGUAUGAGCAGCUCCAGUCCAACAGGAUGUUCAACAACCGGAACAGAGCCAGGUAAGGAAAUAAAUGGACCACUGUACUGGAUGAGUUUGCAAGAUUAUGAUUUAUAUGUGGUUGUGAUGGGAUUAGUUUUUCUACAGGUGUGUUUGUGGUACAGCUGUAGGUGGGUUAUGUUUGUUGUGGAUAUAGUUGUGUGUGUGUGUGUGUGUAUAUAUUAAAGUGUGUGUCCCCAGGUGUGUGGUGUAUCCGCUCCACUCGUCCCUGUCUAACGAGGAGCAGCAGGCUGUGUUCAAGCGGCCACCAGAGGGCGUCACCAAGAUCAUCAUCUCCACCAACAUCGCUGAGACCUCCGUCACCAUCGACGACGUGGUCUACGUGGUGGACUCGGGCAAGAUGAAGGAGAAGAGGUACUGUAACCUCUGACCUCUAAACCAUCUGUCUUUGCAGACGGGGAUGUGUUCCAACACGCUCAACUGGUUUCCUUCAGUCAAAUUCUAAUAAGAGCAUGUUAGAUAAGUGCAAACUCUGUUAAUGGGUACAACUCAUAUAUUUUCUAUAUGAACCUGUUGUAAGGAGAGGACCAAAUCCUUGAUCAUGGUGCCUAUGAGGCUGCUAAUAAAUAAAAAACACAUUGGACCAGAUGGUAUGUGAGUGUUAUUUCGCUGACUCGGUCUGUCCCCUCAGUUACGAUGCCUCUAAGAGCAUGGAGAGCCUGGAGGAGUCGUGGGUGUCCCGUGCCAACGCCCUGCAGAGGAGAGGGCGAGCGGGUCGCGUGGCCUCAGGGGUCUGCUUCCAUCUCUUCACCAGCCACUGUUUCCAACACCAGCUGGCUGAGCAGCAGCUGCCAGAGAUCCAGAGAGUCCCCUUGGAGCAGCUCUGCCUCAGGUAAACAGAGCAGAACACGAUUCAUGUCCCCUAACUACAGCACUGUGGCGCUCUCAAGUGACCAAUUAGUGUGAUUUACUCAUGUCUCUCAUAGGCUAGAUGAAGAUCAUUAUUUAACCACUGACAGUCAUUCAUUUGAACCUUCCCUGGAUUUUCAAUGUAGAAACUCAUGAUGUGUUGUCACCAAUGCAAACAUUAUAUUUCCCAACUGCCCCCUUUCUCCAACUCCAUCUCUGUCUUCAUCCCCAGGAUUAAGAUCCUGGAUGUGUUUGCGGAGCGACCGUUGGAGUCUGUGUUCUCCCGGCUCAUCGAGCCCCCAGCCAUGGGCAGUCUGGACGCGGCCAAGCAGCGUCUGCAGGACCUGGGGGCUCUGACGGCCGACCAGAAGCUCACCCCUCUGGGCUAUCACCUGGCCUGUCUGCCUGUGGACGUCCGCAUUGGCAAACUCAUGCUGUUUGGUGCAAUCUUUCGCUGCCUGGACCCUGCCCUCACCAUCGCUGCCAGCCUGGCCUUCAAAUCCCCCUUCGUAAGGCACCUCUUACUACCGUCUGCGGCUCUGAGUCGACCAAUGGCCUUGGGAAUGAGUAGAAACGUUAACUGAAAAGAAAAUAAUUAAGAAUUGUCACUGUGAAGUAUGAACUCCUGUGAUUCACUCUGUCACAAGUCUCUCCUGUGUUCUCACCCCUCUCCUGUUCUCACCCCUCCUUCCUCUCCUCUCCUGCGGUGUGUUCUUCCUGUGGCCAGGUGUCUCCUUGGGAUAAGAGGGAGGAGGCCAAUGAGAAGAAGCUGAAUUACGCCCUGGCCAACAGUGACCAUCUGGCCCUGCUGCAGGCAUACAAGGUAUUGUACUGUACAUACUGGAUAGAGCUGAACCUCUCCACUGUGUAUCCUCUAACCAUGUCAUCAAUAUUGACACGCCAUAAAACUCACUCAAUACUGAAAUGUUAGCUGAACCAGCUAGGGAAAAAUUGCAUUUGCCUUGAGAAACAGAUUAAUAGGUUCUGAGUGGCAAUGCAAAAUGUAGAACCAUCUAAAAAACAGAGUAGAUAUACAGACGAUCUGCAGUGGAUAUGUGACUGUCUAAUGUAAUGUGUGUUGCUGUUGCGCAGGGCUGGUGCAGUGCAGCCAAAAACGGGAAUCAGGCUGGGUUUCAGUACUGCAGAGAGAACUUCCUGUCUGGCCGGGGCUUACAGGUGAGAUACUGUUCUGUGGCAUCGUCUCCUGACAGGUGGCAUUAAUACCAUGUUGUAUUGUAUUGAGAUGUGCUUUGUGGUGUGCAGGAGAUAGCCAGUCUAAAGAGGCAGUUUACAGAGCUGCUGUCUGACAUUGGCUUUGUCAAGGAGGGACUGAAGGCCAGAGUCAUCGAGAGAAUGUCUGCCAAAGGGACUGAUGGUAUCAUGGAGACCACGGGCCGCGAGGUAGGAUGUUUUAUUGAGAAACAUAUAUCGAAGAAAUCUCAAUUUUAUAUAUAUCCUGCAUUGCUAUAUGAAAUCUGUUCAUAAAUAAUAAUUUCACCUUUUUAUCUCCUCCACAGGCCAACCUCAACUCUGACAACAUCAGGCUGAUAUCUGCCAUGCUCUGUGCUGCCCUGUAUCCCAAUGUAGUACAGGUGAGUGUUUACCCAUUCAGCAUGAUCAACAGCUCAAUACUUGUAUAAUGUGUGUACCUGAGCUAAGCCACUGUUUCCCUGUGCUAGGUGAGGUCUCCUCAUGAGAAGUUCAAGCAGACCAGUAAAGGGGCGGUGAAGAUGCAACCCAAAGCAGACGAGCUGCGCUACAUGACCAAGAAUGACGGCUGUGUCCACGUACAUCCCUCCUCCGUCAACUACACGGUAACACACAACGUCAUGAAUACAGUACAGAGACAUUACCAGUACUCUUUUACAGUAACUAAACAACCACACGAUACAUACGAUGUUCGUUUUUUGGGGUCAAGUGUCUGUGGUGGUUUCAGGUGCGCCACUAUGACAGCCCCUACCUGGUGUACCAUGAGAAGGUGAAGACGAGCCGUGUGUUCAUCAGAGACUGCAGCAUGGUGUCGGUGUACCCCCUGGUGCUGUUUGGAGGGGGACAGGUCAACGUGGAGCUGCAGAAGGGAGAGUUCGUCAUCUCCCUGGACGACGGCUGGAUCCGGUUCGCUGCAGCAUCACACCAGGUCAGCUGAUUGGUUAUCACUCUCAGAAUGACGUCUCUCAGCUUGGCGACGCUUGAUGAUUAGGAUCCUGACCUGGCUACCUGGCCCCAAGUUAUAGCCUGGUCAGUUCACGUGUUCAGAGCAGGGGAAACUGGGCCAUUUAUAAUGUGUAAUAAGCUGUUUGUCAAUAAGCUCUGUGUUCCUGAUUGCAGUAUCUCCUGUGUGUGCCUGCAGGUGGCAGAGUUGGUGAAGGAGCUGCGCUGGGAGCUGGACCAGCUCCUGGAAGAGAAGAUCAGAAACCCCAGCAUGGACCUGUGUACUUGCCCUCGAGGCUCCCGUAUCAUCCACAUGAUCGUCAAGCUCAUCACCACCCAGUAAACCAUACCACCCCCUCCGUUACACACCCAGCACUCCUCCACCUCCCAGUCUUAUUGGUGGUAGCAUUGCAAUGAUACAAGUGCUGCGGAACAAGCAUACAGAAAUCACUGUUUCUGCUGUCAUAGGAAGUGCAUUAGAUUUGGCAGAGUUGAAUGUUAAAUUUGAACUGAAUUGCAAAAUGGUUACUUAACUGAAAUGAUAAUUUGCCAUUGUGUGUGUAUAUAUAUUUUGGCCACAUUUCCUGUAUAUAUGGGAAACUCAAGUUGCAUUUUAUUAUAGGUUGUGUCAUUCUUGUACACAACUAAAAAUAGCAUUUGAGUCCAUAUUGGAUUCCCGUACUGAAAAUGGUUGCACAUUUCUUAUGCUUUUGUGUGUAUUUAGAUAUAACUAAUGCAUGAUUGACUAUCAAAUGUGAAUAGAGCUCUAAGAGCUUCUGCAUAUUGUCUUUCUGUACAUUUAUAUAGAAUAAAAUGAACACGCUGAUGUGAAAGUCAUGCCAUCACUAUUAAAAGGGCUCAUUGAAAUGUAGACAAUUUGGUAAAAAGCUGCCAAAGAAUUUAUAAACAAUGUCUCAUCAGCUUCAGUGACUAACUUUAGUCUGGUGAAUAUUACAACUGAAAAUAAAA
Messenger RNA from Coregonus sp. 'balchen', 11090 nucleotides. Lineage: Eukaryota; Metazoa; Chordata; Actinopteri; Salmoniformes; Salmonidae. The record is from the annotation of a GenBank genome assembly.